Messenger RNA from Striga asiatica, 1281 nucleotides. The record is from the annotation of a GenBank genome assembly. Lineage: Eukaryota; Viridiplantae; Streptophyta; Magnoliopsida; Lamiales; Orobanchaceae.
AUGGCUUCCAACGCAGAACCUCUCGCCGCCAUUUCACGGCUCCAAAGAUCCACCGUAGAUUCAGCCGUGAGCGCCCUUCUGAAAUUUAAAUCCGCCGCCCAAUCAUCCUCCGACAAGCUUCAGCUCCUUCCGGAAGACGAUUACAUCUAUCUGAACCUCACCCUCAAGAAAAUCCCCUCAAACCCUCGGACGAACCCCUUCAGAAUCGCCCUCCCCCACCCGAUUCUCGACGCCGCUUCGCAGCUCUGCUUGAUAAUCGACGACAGACCCAAGUCGCCAACGCCUCCCUCAGACCAAAUCAAGAAGCUCAUCAAGGCCCAGGACAUUCCCAUUUCCAAAGUCAUUAGGGUUUCGAAGCUCAAGUCGAACUACAAGCCCUAUGAAGCAAAGAGGAAGCUUUGUGACAGUUACGACUUGUUCCUGGUCGACAAGAGGGUGGUACAUUUGCUGCCCAAACUGAUUGGAAAGAAAUUCUUCAAGAAAAAGAAGCUGCCCCUUGGGGUAGAAAUGGGUAAGAAGAACCUCAAGUUGCAGGUGGAAAGGGCUUUGGGGAGUGCCCUUUUGUAUAUGAAGACCGGGACUUGUUGUGUGAUGAAGGUCAGCAAGGUGUCCAUGGAGAAGGAAGAGAUUGUGGAUAAUGUGUUGGAUGCAGUUCAAGGGGCUGUUCAGAGGGUGCCGAAAAAAUGGGACGGCGUGAGGAGUUUGCAUCUGAAGUUUUCGGACUCUUUGGCUCUGCCCAUCUACCAGGCCAUGCCGGAUGUGAAGCUGAAAAUCGAGGGUCUGAAGGAGAGUGAUAGAGAGGGCGAACGUGCAAAAGAUAGCGAGAAUGAGGGUGAGACUAAGGAAAUGAGUGGGAAGAAAGAAGGUAAAGUUGGGAAGAAAAAGAAGAAGGGGAGAAUUCAUGAAGUUCAUUAUAUGGAUGUUGGUGAGGACAUGGAGAGUGAUGGUGGUGUGGAUGAAAGUGAGCGAGUGGGGAGUGAAGGAAAUUUAAUGGAGGAAGGUGAAUAUGAUGAGGCUGAUAUGGAUGAUGAUAAGAAGACUGAGGAAGAUGAGAUUAUUAAAGCAGCUUUGGAGCAGCUAAAUAGAACCAAAGAUUCGAAAGAAAAGUCGGUGAAGAAAGAGGCAAAAGCUGAGAGAAUUGGUAGAGGGAAACCGAAGAAAGAUGAAUCAUCUGGAAAGAAGGGGAAGAAAAAGAUUGAGAUUGAGAAAAAGUCGGGUGAAAAAUUUGCCAAGGUGAAGGGAGUGAAACACAAGAAAAAAGUUGUCCCCAAAAUGAUCUGA